Funneliformis mosseae is the source of this 422-nucleotide messenger RNA. The record is from the annotation of a GenBank genome assembly. NCBI's taxonomy places the organism in Eukaryota, Fungi, Glomeromycota, Glomeromycetes, Glomerales, Glomeraceae.
AUGUCAAAUAAGAGAAAGGUAGUUAUUGCAUUAGAUCCUUUUUCUGACGAGGCUUCGUAUACUAUAGAUUGGAUAAUUGAUAAUUUCCUUAAGCCUGAACGAGAUGAUAUACAUUUAUUUUCAGCUCUGAGUCUAAAUCUUGAACUUGACCCAACUGAAUUAGGUGUGAAUAUAAACUAUGGAGCAAAGUAUGUCGCUGAUCUGGAAAAAGAAGUAGAACAAAAGAACACUGACGCAAUGAUACCAUUCGUUAACAAGUUAAAAGCGAGAUAUGAAUGUAAUAAUGAUCUUGCUGAAAUCAAAUGUAAAGUAGAAAUAAUAAAAUCGAACUUAGAUCCUCGAAAUAUAGUUGUAGACUAUACUGAAAAAGAGAAAGCUGAUGUGCUUAUAAUGGGAAGUAGAGAUUUGUCAGCGUGGAAAAG